Trematosphaeria pertusa is the source of this 393-nucleotide messenger RNA. RefSeq lists its product as uncharacterized. Lineage: Eukaryota; Fungi; Ascomycota; Dothideomycetes; Pleosporales; Trematosphaeriaceae. The transcript has a single exon. The record is from RefSeq and is a predicted model, not a curated record. The annotation marks the transcript as partial.
UUAAACGGAGCAGUCGUGACGCGCGUACUAAAACACCCGCAACACGCAUCGACAUUCGAGGUUACGUUCUUCAACAACUACCCUCAACUCAUAGCGGCCGCUUCCCGAAAAGCACCUUUACAUUUCCAUCCCUACCAAGAGGAGCAUCUAGAGGUCCUCGAAGUAGAAGGAGAUGAGCGGACACUACUUCCGGACGAUGGCACCAUUUGCGUUCGACCAUGGACGAACCAUCGAGUUUACCCUCCCCAGAAUUGUAAAUUCGAAUCCACUAAGUUCCUGCUGUGGGCCGAUCAGACUGCGGAGACGUUUACGUUAGACCUUAUCUUUUUAACACAUUGGUACAGCAUCCAGGGUAGGGUAGUACUACAAGGAAAGGGAAUCAAUCUACUUUAG